AUGGUUAGUAUCGAUAUUAGUUCUGAUUUAUGUUCUACUACGAGGGAUAUCCCUUUGAGUUUGACUUGGGAGCAGUUUACGCGGAAAUUGUAUGAUAUAACAGGAGUUCUCCCUCAAGACAUGAAACUGCAAAUAACAACCCAAGAGGGUACUGAGAAGACUGUAGAGUUAUCGCAAUUCCAAAAUGCUGGUACUCUAAGCAGCACCUUUCCACAUGGCUUUUCAAAAGUGGAAGUACAGGACAGCAACGAGGGGUCAGUGGUGAAUGCCUUGAAACGUGAUCUCGAGGGCAACGGCGAACCGGUCGCUGGUUUCACGCUGUCUGAGGAGGAAUAUGCUCGCCGUGCAGACUCGGUCCUCAAUUGGAAGAAAGAGAAUCAGUUGGGAGCGUUCAGUCCCGAUUUACGGGCCAAGUUGGAAACUGAGAGGGAGAGACAGGCCCGGGCAGCGAGCGCACUGAAGGUCGGGGAGCGCUGCUCGGUUAAAACCAGUGAGCAGCCUGAGAGACGAGGCUGGCUGCGGUUUGUCGGUCCUCUAGAGGCGCUACACGACAACGAAAUCUGGUGUGGCGUCGAGUUUGACGAGCCGGUGGGUAAGAACGAUGGUUCUUUCAAGGGCACUGUCUAUUUCGGACCAGUAAAAGACAACUACGGUGCAUUUGUGAAGCCUUCCAGUGUGGAAAUAGGCCCCCAGUUUGUACCACUUAUCGACGAAGAGCUACUGCUCAGUGAGGAUAUGGAAGAAUUGUAG
Eremothecium sinecaudum is the source of this 750-nucleotide messenger RNA. RefSeq names its product Alf1p (gene ALF1). Gene Ontology annotation, biological process: cytoplasmic microtubule organization. Lineage: Eukaryota; Fungi; Ascomycota; Saccharomycetes; Saccharomycetales; Saccharomycetaceae. The transcript has a single exon. The record is from RefSeq and is a predicted model, not a curated record. Gene Ontology annotation, molecular function: microtubule plus-end binding. Bases 1 to 750 code for a protein of 249 amino acids. Gene Ontology annotation, cellular component: nucleus; cytoplasm; microtubule plus-end.